Molecule: messenger RNA, 1620 nt
Organism: Brassica napus (rape)
Lineage: Eukaryota; Viridiplantae; Streptophyta; Magnoliopsida; Brassicales; Brassicaceae
Product: ACT domain-containing protein ACR12-like
Cellular component (GO): chloroplast stroma; chloroplast thylakoid membrane
Source: RefSeq, a predicted model, not a curated record
UUUCCUCAGGUUUCUGCGUAAGAUAGUGAAAGCAAACAAUCAGCGAACGGAUUCGUUUAGUUUGGUAUGUUGUGCUAAAUGUUCAUUUGUUCCGAAAGCAAAGCCAGACUCAUGCAAGAUUACCUUCCCAGCACUUUCUGGCUUCUGUUGCUCGAGUUUCUUCUUCUUCAUCUCUAGGAUCUCCUUCUCCAUAUUCUACAACCAAAAAGAGUUUGGACCCUUGGAAGUUGGUUCUUGUGAAGUUGAAGAUCAGCUUCAUAAACUAGACAGCGUGCCAAAAUACAUUGAAACAAUCAUUUUUUCACCCGUCAUAGAAAUUUUUUUUCUGAGGCUAAGUAAUGAACGUGGGAAACACCCAUGUAUAGACUCAAAAACCAAAAAAAAAAAAGCACUAGAAGCUAGAGAUUACAUAAAGAUAGUAUGAUCCAUUUCUUCGAUAAAGACUAUGCUGGUGGAUCACACAGACAUCAUUUAUUUCCAAUCUUUUUCUAACACACGCCUUGUAAAACUCAUCGAGCAUUUGAUUCUGAUCAAUUUUUAUCAAAAAUAGGCUUGGAUCAAUGAUAGUUUGGACUUCCUUUACUCCUUCUUCCGCCACCAGCUGCCAGACUCGCUUUCCCGCUCUAACUUCACCUCCAGUUCUAUCGCAUGCUUUCUUCGCUGAUCUCCGUGUAAUUCCUCUAUCCACGAGGAGUAUAAGGAACCGAGUAUAUGCUUCGAUUAACAACAUUGACGUUGCUACUCCAUCUCAUCAGAAAUCACAAGAUGAUGAUGAUGAUGACUUUGUUCCAAUGCCAAUGGUCUGAAUCUUGAUAGACCAGGAUGCUGACCCUGAAGCCACCAUUGUUCAACUCAGUUUUGGAGAUCGUCUUGGGGCUCUCAUUGACACUAUGAGGGCGCUGAAAGAUUUUGGAUUGGGUGUUACAAAAGGAACCGUUUCAACUGAAGGAUCCGUUAAGCAGACCAAAUUUUCUAUAACAAAACUAGACACUGGUCGGAAAGUGGAAGAUCCUGACUCAUUGGAGCAAAUCCGAUUAACAAUCAUCAACAAUCUUUUGAAAUACCAUCCGGAAUGCAGUGAUCAACUUGCAAUGGGUGAGUCAUUUGGAAUAAAGGCCCCUCAAAAGAAGAUUGAUGUCGAUAUUGCGACUCACAUACAUGUGAAAGAAGACGGACCAAAGAGAAGCCUGCUUUGCAUAGAGACAGCAGACAGGCCAGGUCUUGUUGUGGAGAUGAUAAAAGUGAUGGCAGAUAUCAACAUAGACGUUGAAUCCGCAGAGAUAGACACCGAAGGACUAGUUGCGAAAGACAAGUUUCACGUAAGCUACCAAGGGCAAGCGCUAAACAGUUCGUUGUCACAGGUGUUGGUGAACUGUCUGCGUUACUUCCUGAGAAGGCCUGAAACUGACAUCGACAGCUAUUAAUUAGCUUUUUUGUUUGUUCCAAAACAAAAACGGCUUUUUCUCCUUUUCGAAAUCGCAUCUGCUGCGGCCUAUCAAGUCUUCCUCUUUUGAACAUUAUGUGGAAACUGGUAAUACCAUCACGUCUGCGAUAUUUUUCUGUCUGGAACUGAACCACAUUGGGAGCUAAAGAAUAAAACACGGUUUGGUUCUUAUGUCA